AUGACGUUGUCGGCGGCGUCGUUGAGGUUGACGCAGACGCCGCGCACGAGCGUCGGGUCUCCCACUCCGGCGAGCAGGUCGUCCGCGAGGAGGCGUAAGCGCGUUGGGAUCUCCUCCGAGGACGGCGGCGCGUUCCACACGAGCGCGACGUGCACGGCGGCGAGGAGGUCGUCGCUCGGCGACGUCGGCAAGAAGUGCGGUCCUCCGUCGACGCCCGCGACGACCUCCGCGCCGCGCUCGUCUAGACCGCGCGCGCACGCGGUGAACUGCACGUACCGCAGCUCGCCGGUGUUGUCGCGCUCGUCGUACGCGCGGACGCCGAGGCGAGCGCACGCGGCCUCGACCGCGAGCGCGGCGUCGUUGAUGCGAGGGUGUUGGACGACGCAGCCGGGGAUUGGCGCGACGUCGUGCGUCCCGCGCCUGAAGAGGCCGAGCGCGAGCGCGCCGUCCUCGACCGCUCGCGCCGCGAGCUUCGCGCGGCAUCGCCAUCCGUUCGUGGGGCCCAGCGUCAUCGCGAAGUCGACGCCUUUGGACGCGAAGUAUUCGCGCGCGCGCGCGAGCAGCGGCGGCGCGUCCAGCCCCGUCGCGAUCGCGCAUCCGUCGCAUCGAGACGCGUCGAAGUGGGGGCAGUCGAGUUCCGUCGCCGCCGCCGCGAAGGUCCUGACGGAAGGACGUCGCGACGACGGCGCGCGAGCGCCGUCGCGACGCCGUCGCGGCGAUACCCCCACCGCCGCGGGCGCCGACGCGACCGCCGACAUGAUGGACCGCCCGCGCUCCCGAGCACUGCACGCGUUUCGGAACGACAACCAGAAAAGUGCAGUACAACGUAGUCUCGUUCGAUCGACACGAGGCGCCGCCGCAAAAAAAGUUCAUCGGUCAGUUGAAAAGGGACGUGAUCAAAUGUUGAAACUGAGGGAUGAGUGA
Messenger RNA from Micromonas pusilla CCMP1545, 924 nucleotides. RefSeq lists its product as uncharacterized. The record is from RefSeq and is a predicted model, not a curated record. The transcript has a single exon. The coding region runs from base 1 to 924 and encodes 307 amino acids. Lineage: Eukaryota; Viridiplantae; Chlorophyta; Mamiellophyceae; Mamiellales; Mamiellaceae.